Messenger RNA from Anopheles coluzzii, 2908 nucleotides. Its product is annotated as pyridoxal phosphate phosphatase PHOSPHO2-like. Gene Ontology annotation, molecular function: phosphatase activity. The transcript is spliced from 3 exons. The record is from RefSeq and is a predicted model, not a curated record. The coding region runs from base 1524 to 2276 and encodes 250 amino acids. Lineage: Eukaryota; Metazoa; Arthropoda; Insecta; Diptera; Culicidae.
UCUGACGUUGGGAACCAGGCCAAACAUCGAUAAGGGGAAAACUAUGCUCGUUUCAGAGGAAAAUGCUCAAUGGUUUGUAUUUUCAAGUACCAACCAGGCCGUUCACAUGAUGAUGACUAAAUAGAAAUAAUAGAUCUCUGAUCCCACCCAGAUUAAACGAUUGCCUGGGGAUCCUGGGGCUCCUACAAAACUGAGCGAAAUUAAAAACUCUUCCGGGCUGUUCUCCGAUGGGGGGCUGUGACAUCUUUCACACGAUAUGGCCACAAAAAUCCACAGAAAGUCAACACAUAAACAUAAAAAAUUCUAAUAAAAUAAAAAAAUGUGUAAACACGACAACACUCUACCACAAAACCAAAUGCAUCUGUAUGAAACAGGACAGGAUUUGUAGUCCCGUCGAUAGAAGUAAUAAAACGAACAUAAAAUAAGAGUAAUUAAUUUCUACAAUGAAACGUACAUGAAAACAAGAGAAGAGUCUGUGGAUAAAAAUAAAAGCAAAUCUAUUGCAUGCAUGAUCAUGCCAAAGCAAAUCAAUCGACGCCCCAUAUCUCGUGAGCCGCGCUCGCUUGCCGAACAUGUGCUAAGUUGCGCAAAAAAAACGCCAGCGAUUUGCGCCAUAUUUUUUUUUACGAUCGAGGCAAUGUACUUCCGCGAUUGAAAAUACAUACAACUUUCCGGUAAAAGGUCGUUUGAAAUAGUGAUUAUCAAACUCUCAAAAGGAUUUCCAAUACGUUUUGAUAAUUAUUCCCUAUUUGAUGUGAAAUUCCACGGUGACGCUGUACCGCUGCGUGCAAUUCCAAUUGUGAACGCAUCAUACUUUUGCAUCGACCUCACAAACCGAAACCGAGUAAAACGAUACUCACCCAUUUUGUUGGCUCCAACGCGCCCUGACAUGACAAAAUAGAAACAAAAUAAAUGACCUGCUUCCAAUGCCCUUUGCAUCCGCGCACUCCUAGCGCACUCGCGAGCUGUAUCAUUUGCUCGCGCCCUCUCGUCCUCCGUGCGCACACACACACACACUCAUACACGCGCCCGCGCCUUCUUUGUCGUUUCCGUAGUGCGAGGGUUGUAAAUGUUUGUUUUGUUUUGUUUUGUUGUCAUCUGCUGCGCAAGAAGCUCUCGGUCGGUCGGCUGGGUGGGUGUGUGUGUUGGUUUGUGGCGUGUCCUGCAGUCGCAGUGCCGUGCUUGUUGUAAUUGUUGUUGACGAAAAGUGGACCAACCGAAUCCAUCUUCUUCCGCCCGACCCUGAUCGCCGGCGAUCCACAUCCACAAGACGACAUCGAGAAUUCUCCGUCGCAGCCGCGGGCCACACACGGGUUUACCGAAGGAGAUGUUCUGCAGCAUCGGCAAAGCGUCCGUCGGUCCAACUUUACCAUUCAUGAAUGCAGUUUCGGGCUGAACUGCCACCAGCAGCUCAUCGCGACCUGUACUCGCUUGGGGAGUGAGUGUUUCUAUUCAGUGGUUCCGUGGCACACAAACCAAACACGGCAAACAGUGACAGCAAGCGACGCGGCAGCCGCGUAAGGAUGUUCUCCAGCAGUGGGCGGCUGCUGAAGCGGCUGGCCGUGCUGGAUUUCGAUCACACCGUCUGCGAACACAACACGGACGUAGUGGUGCGCGAUCUGCUCGGGCCGGGCGGGGUACCGCCGGACGUGCAAAGCAUACUGCGCUCCUGCGGCUGGAUCCCGUACAUGCAGCGCGUCUUCCGGCUGCUGCACCAGGGCGGCUUCCAGCCGAUGGACAUUGCGUCGGCGAUACGCGGCAUACCGGAGGUGCCCGGGAUGAAGUCGUGCAUCGGCAACCUGGUGCGGCACGGGUUCGACGUGAUCAUCAUAAGCGAUUCCAACUCGGAGUUCAUACGGCUGUGGAACGAUUUCAACGACAUCGGCUCGUACAUACACAGCGUGUUUACAAAUCCGGCCCGGUUCGAUGGCAGCGGGCUGCUGGAGCUGCGCCCGUACCACUACCAGACGGAGUGCUCGCUCAGCUCGAAGAACCUUUGCAAGGGCAAGAUAAUGGAAGAGUUCCUGCGCCGGCAGCACGACGAGCGGCAGGUCGAUUACGAGAAGGUGUUCUACGCCGGGGACGGCAAGAACGACGUGUGUCCGAUGUUGCGGCUCGGCAGCAAUGGGUACGCCUGUGCCAGACGUGGCUACUCCUGCCAUGAUGCACUGCAGGGUGCCAUCGGGAAGCUGGAGCACCCGUACGUGGCCAAGGUACUGCAAUGGACGGAUGGGCACGAGCUGAACGACCUUAUAUGGACUGAACUGGAGGACUGAUCUUUACAGCGCCGUACUGUUUUCACCCUGCUCAGCACACCGGUUGCCGAAAUGCUAUUGCAUGUGUGCCGGUGUGCUGUGGUUGGCAUUUUUACAGACUCCAUAAUGAUGGUGAAUAUACUACAUUUUGUUUCAUUUUUUUCCUAAUAAAAUAACGUUGCAAACGAAAAUGCUUGACAUUGCACGCAUGGCAAGGAGCAAGGAGGCAGGAGUGUCGAAAGGAGGUGGUGGGGUUUGUUUACAUUAUGUACGAGAAACGUCAAACGGGCUGCGAUUGCACUGGUUUACCUCAUCGUUGCGGGAAGCGAACGCGCACAAUAAUGUCGACGGUGGCCAAAUUAACUUUCCUUUCCGCCUGUAUCGCGAGUGGCAGUUUAAUCGCUUACGUCCACUACAGUCAAGCCGCUGACCGUGAACGGUUGCACGAAGGAGUACGACGAGAUGUGGAACGGCAACGGCUGAAGCAUCUAUCCGCAACUGGUGCAGGAAAUGAUAUUGUCCCCGUUGAAGGACCGCCGGCCACGAGAGGUGCCGGAUCGCAGCUGCAGAGUUGAAUUGUACAGCAAAGAGUUUUGUCGCGGUGGACGGAUGAUAGUAUAGCAAUAAAAGUGUAGUCCACUUCUUUUUUUUAA